AUGGAACAAGAAUCAACAGGUUCUUCCCGAAAUACCGAACAGUCUAUUAUCUCAGAGGAGUUAAUUUCAGAAGGAAAAUGGGUCAAACUUGAAAAAACAACUUACAGAGAUCCUACUGGUAAAACAAGAACAUGGGAGACCGUGAAGCGGACAACCAGGAAAGGCCAGUCGGCUGACGGUGUGGCAAUCAUCCCUGUGUUGCAGAGAACCCUUCACUACGAAUGCAUCAUUCUGGUGAAGCAGUUCCGACCCCCGAUGGGAGGCUACUGCCUAGAAUUUCCCGCGGGUCUCAUCGACGACAACGAAAGCCCAGAAGCGGCUGCUCUUCGGGAACUCGAGGAGGAAACCGGCUACAAGGGCGACGUUGCUGACUGCUCUCCAGCUGUGUGCAUGGAUCCAGGCUUGUCAAACUGUACCACACACAUCGUGACUGUAACUAUCAAUGGAGAUGACGCUGAAAAUGUAAGGCCUAAGCCAAAGCCAGGUACUUUUCACUUGUACCUUGUUUGUUUAGAAUUUGUGGAAGUAAUUUCCUUACCAAAGAAUGACCUGCUGAAUAGACUUGAGGCUCUGAUAGCUGAAGAACAUCUGACGGUGGACGCCAGAGUCUAUUCCUACGCUCUGGCAUUGAAACACGCAAACACGAAGCCGUUUGAGGUGCCCUUCCUGAAGUUUUAA
Molecule: messenger RNA, 678 nt
Organism: Rangifer tarandus platyrhynchus (Svalbard reindeer)
Lineage: Eukaryota; Metazoa; Chordata; Mammalia; Artiodactyla; Cervidae
Source: the annotation of a GenBank genome assembly